AUGGCCGAGAAUCGAGAAAAGUCGAACCGCGCCCUAGCCUUUCUCCGGCGAGAAGAGCUGCGCCUCGCCACUUGCCCGGGCGUCGCAGCCAUCUUGUUCAGCCCCGCCGUGACUUGGAUCCGGGCGAGCGAAGCGAGAAAACUUGCCGUUGGAAGUAAAUUGGCAGUACAAUACGGCGGUGACAACGCGUAUGAAGGAGGGCUUAACGCGAACCCGCCCCCACCACGGUUCUGA
Messenger RNA from Gryllus bimaculatus (two-spotted cricket), 234 nucleotides. Lineage: Eukaryota; Metazoa; Arthropoda; Insecta; Orthoptera; Gryllidae. The record is from the annotation of a GenBank genome assembly.